Nicrophorus vespilloides is the source of this 1682-nucleotide messenger RNA. Its product is annotated as lymphocyte antigen 75-like. The coding region runs from base 363 to 1493 and encodes 376 amino acids. The record is from RefSeq and is a predicted model, not a curated record. Lineage: Eukaryota; Metazoa; Arthropoda; Insecta; Coleoptera; Silphidae. The transcript is spliced from 8 exons.
UUUAUACGAACGCACAUCAUCAUUCAGUGUCUCGCUACUAAGCGGAGCGAAAGCGCGUAAACGCAAUUUGAAUUCGACAAACAGUUUUUGUAGUAGUUGUCACGUAAAUUGUUACCAUUGAAAACAGUUUGAUAAAGUGCAAGCAAAAUUCUCGUGAACAGUGUUUACUGUUGUACAAAAGAAGUUGCGAAUUGCUGAAAUCGAAACCGGGGUAAAUAGGAAAUGCAUGAAUGGCUGCUUUGAUGAUUAAAAUUGGAGUGAUCUAUCACACAUUGGAGCGACCUUCAAACAUUUUAUUAGUUUUCAAUCGGUAGUGCACGAAAACAGUUUUGGCACAGACAAUUGAACUCCAGAUACCUGGGAUGCAAUGCUCUUGGUGUGAUUGUGUGAAAUCAACGAUGGCUUUACAACUCUACCAUCUAUCUCUUCUGUUGACAUUCGUGUUCGCGCUGUGCCAAUCGGACUGUCCAAACGGUUUCAUACAAGUGCACAACUGUAAGCGAUGUUACCACUUCAGCAGCGAAAAGUUGCCUUGGAGGGACGCCUAUUUCAAAUGCAACAACAUGAAUAGCUCUUUGGCAGUCUUGAGCAGUAAAGAGCAGAAUGCCAAGAUGCAGGAGUAUUUGCUUGCCAAGCAUUUAGUUCCUUCUGAAUGGUGGCUUGGAGGUAACUACGAUUGGGAGCAGGACACGUGGAAAUGGGCAGCUUCGGGGCGAGUAAUAAAGAAUUCGCAGAUACGAAAAAAACGCGGGAAACAUUUGAAUUGGCACUGCAUAAUCCUGGAUCCAUCUCGACGUUAUAGAUGGGAUUCGAAGAAGUGCACCGAAAAAUAUAAUUACAUUUGCCAGAAGAAAGUCAACGAUUUGAAAUGCAACAACGAUAUGCCCGAGAUUAUAUCGAUGGACGCGAAUUCGAUCGAGAACUCGAUUCAUAUUAAACAGCGGCAAAACCAGGCCGCGUACAAACCGAUCCACGUGAUUCGUGAUCCUUCGAAACCUAAGGCGAUAUGUCCGAAACAUUACAAGCACAUCAAAGGAAAGUGCUACAAAUUCAGUAGAGAAGCUCUGACGUGGCAGGACGCUUACUAUACGUGCGAUUCCGAGUACAACGCGACUUUGGCUUUGAUUCCAGGCAAGAAUCAAGAUUUGGCUAUAAGGAGAGCAUCGCUGAGGUUGCAUAUAGGUGAUGAGGAACGGUGGAUCGGGGGUAUUUACGAUUGGGAACAAAUGGCUUGGAAAUGGGCUGUUAACGGUGGGAUUAUCCAGCAUCAAGCGCACGAUCGGGAAAGGCUACGAUGGAACUGUCUAGUUUGGAAUCCGAAGAUACACAACAAAUGGAGCUCGGACAACUGCUUGGCCAGGAAAGUGUUCAUUUGCGAAACAAAACCCACGUACAUCAAAUUAUCGAAACACAAUUCGAAUCAAAUCAAACCUGCGUACACAGUCACAAUGAACAUAACUUAUCAUCCGCCUGCAAAUUCGAUUCGUAAUUAGUAUUAUUCCAUUUUAGUUUAUUUUUAAUUAUCGAAUUAAUAUUUAUUACUUUUAAUGUAUUAUUAUAUUUUAAUUAAUUCAAUGUAAAUCUUUUCCGUACGUUUUUGUUAACGUAAUACAGUUAUUUUUGUACCUUAAAAGUGUUAAUUAAUUAAUUAAUAUUUACGCGCAAUCAUCGUUCAUUCUUAA